AUGGGCUUCUCUCGCUUCCUUGCGCUCCUGCUCGACCGCAACAGCAAAGACAUCCAGCACCAGAACGGCAACUUCACUGCAGAGUUUGAAGAGUUGUGGGAAGACGUAGACACGGAUGUGCCUUGGGCCACGGAAGCCUUCGGCGUAGCGCCGGACGUGGCCAACCUCUGGAUUGGCGAUGAGCGCAGUGUCACCUCCCUCCACAAAGACCACUAUGAAAACAUCUACUACGUGGUGGCCGGAGCCAAGGAGUUCACUCUGUACCCGCCCACGGAUUUUCCAUUCCUCUACGAGCGAACGUACAGGGCCGCUACAUACACCCGCGGCAGCGAAGACGAAGAUUUUGCGGUCGUCGAGAACGACCCACCGAGUUCCGUCCCCUGGCUGUCGGUGGACCCUGAUCGACCGGACUACGAAGCGUACCCACUCUUCCGACAUGCCACGCCGCUCCGCUGUGUUGUCCAUGCCGGCGAGGCUCUUUACCUGCCCUCCCUCUGGUUCCACCACGUCAAGCAGCACGCCGACGCCGAGGGCCGGUGCAUUGCCGUCAACUUCUGGUACGACAUGCAGUACGACGUCAAGUACAACUACUACAAGUUCCUGGAGAACCUGACCAGCCUCCCCAACGCCGAAGAGGCCAAGCCUUGA
Messenger RNA from Acanthamoeba castellanii str. Neff, 648 nucleotides. Its product is annotated as jumonji domain containing 7 family protein. The transcript is spliced from 9 exons. The record is from RefSeq and is a predicted model, not a curated record. Bases 1 to 648 code for a protein of 215 amino acids. Gene Ontology annotation, molecular function: 2-oxoglutarate-dependent dioxygenase activity. NCBI's taxonomy places the organism in Eukaryota, Discosea, Longamoebia, Acanthamoebidae.